This is a messenger RNA of Pelecanus crispus (Dalmatian pelican), 3455 nucleotides long. It is a transcript of the gene SFSWAP, whose product is annotated as splicing factor SWAP. Lineage: Eukaryota; Metazoa; Chordata; Aves; Pelecaniformes; Pelecanidae. The record is from RefSeq and is a predicted model, not a curated record. Gene Ontology annotation, biological process: mRNA 5'-splice site recognition; RNA processing. Gene Ontology annotation, molecular function: RNA binding.
AGUCGCUGUUACUGCGAGUUUCCUCCUCCUCGCUGCAUCCCCUGGUGAUGUACGGAGGGGUCGGAGGUUCUCGACGGACUGCAGAAGAAGCAGGCCCGCCGCCCCUAAUGUUGUUGUCAGGCGGGGGAGCGGUCCCCGGGCCCCCCGGAGGAGGUGGAGGAGGAGGUGGAGGUGGGAAUAGCCGUGUGGAGCUGCUGGUGUUCGGCUAUGCCUGCAAGCUGUUUCGAGAUGAUGAGAAGGCUCAGUACCAGGAGCAGGGGCGACACCUUAUUCCUUGGAUGGGAGACCCCAAGAUCAUGAUCGAUAGGUACGAUGGGCGUGGUCACCUACAUGACCUUUCUGAAUAUGAUGCUGAAUAUUCCACGUGGAACAGAGAUUAUCAAUUGUCUGAAGAGGAGGCUAGAAUAGAAGCCCUCUGUGAUGAAGAGAGGUAUUUAGCCUUGCAUACGGACUUGCUUGAGGAGGAGGCGAGGCAAGAGGAGGAAUAUAAAAGACUGAGCGAAGCUUUGGCAGAGGAUGGUACCUAUAAUGCAGUGGGGUUCCGUUAUGGCAGUGAUUAUUAUGACCCUUCAGAACCCACUGAGGAGGAGGAGCAUCAGCCUGCAAAACAAAGAGAAACAGCUCAGACAGAAAAUGUAGAAGAAAAUGAAGAACCUUUUGUUGCCCCUCCGGGACUGAACGUACCUUCUGAUGUGGAACUGCCACCAACAGCAAAAAUGCAUGCGAUUAUAGAACGGACUGCAAACUUUGUCUGCAAGCAGGGAGCGCAGUUUGAGAUUAUGCUAAAAGCCAAGCAAGCGCGCAACUCCCAGUUUGACUUCUUGCGAUUUGAUCACUACCUCAACCCCUACUACAAAUUCAUUCAGAAGGCUAUGAAAGAGGGACGAUACGCUGCUCCUUCUGAAAAUAAAGCAGACGAGAAAAAACACUCGAGAGUCAAAUCUGAGGAAGAAGAUGACGAUGACGACGAUGAUGAUGGAAAUUACCUGCACCCGAGUCUCUUUGCAUCUAAAAAAUGCAGUAGGCUUGAAGAACUCAUGAAGCCUUUGAAGGUAGUAGACCCCGAUCAUCCACUUGCAGCACUGGUGCGCAAAGCGCAAUCAGAUAAUAACUCAUCUACGACACAGUCAACAGAUGGGGCAGCUGUACAGACAUCACAAGCAGAAUAUUCUUCUGAUUCAACUGUGGCAGCCAUGUAUUAUAGUUACUAUAUGCUACCUGAUGGAACCUAUUGCCUCGCGCCUCCACCUCCCGGAAUAGAUGUUGCCACCUACUACAACGCGUUGCCUGCAGGGGUGACUGUAUCAAGCACUACAGGGGUAGCAACAGUACCUCCACCCCCUGGUACUACACCUCCACCUCCCCCAGAUACAACUGAGAGCAGCAGUGGGUUGACUUCUACCACAACAUCCACAAGCACAAUUGCUCCAGUGGUUGCCAUUAUACCUCCACCCCCAGAUAUCCAACCUGUUAUUGAUAAGCUAGCUGAGUAUGUUGCUAGGAAUGGGAUAAAAUUUGAAACCAGUGUUCGUGCCAAGAAUGAUCUAAGAUUUGAGUUCCUGCAACCGUGGCACCAGUAUAAUGCUUAUUAUGAAUUUAAAAAACAGUUCUUCCUUCAAAAAGAGAGCAGUGACAACUGUCAGGGAGUAUCUUCAUCUGAAGAUGUUCCAGCAGAUACUGCCGGUGAUACACCGAGUGAGACUCAAUUUGCAGAUGAACAUGCACCUGAAGAUGUAUCUGAGCCAAGUGCUAAGGGAGUUCCGGGAAAUAAAAAGGAUGUUCCUCCUAAAACUGUCAGUGAUGGUAAAUUGGUGAAAGCAUCGUUUGCUCCGAUAAGCUUUGCAAUCAAGGCCAAAGAAAAUGACCUUCUUCCUUUGGAGAAGAACCGUGUUAAAUUAGAUGAUGACAGUGAUGAGGAGGAAGAAGAGGGCAAGGAAGGCCAAGAGAAUGCUAAUAGUGCUUCAAACCAUACUCCAGCUGUUACCACUCCUUGUACUGCUGCUGAAGAGAAAAAACCUCAACUUACACAAGAGGAGUUGGAAGCUAAGCAAGCAAAGCAGAAACUAGAGGAUAGAUUAGCAGCUGCAGCAAGAGAAAAGCUUGCCCAGGCCUCCAAAGAAUCAAAAGAAAAGCAGCUACAAGCAGAGCGCAAAAGGAAAGCUGCGCUGUUCUUGCAGACCCUGAAAAACCCUCUUGCAGAGGCAGAAACUGAGAAAAUUGAAGAGAAUUCCUUCAAUAACGAGAGUGUCAAUAGUAUACCAUGUCCUGUGACUGCAGUCAGAACUUUACCCACCUUAGAAGUUAAACAAGCAGAAAGGCCUUCAAGCAAAAGCAAAGAUCCUCCUAGGGAUGAAGAAAAAGAAAAGAAAAGAAAAAAACACAAGAAAAGAUCUCGGACAAGAUCUCGAUCACCAUUCAAGUAUCAUUCAUCCUCUAAGUCCAGAUCUAGAUCACAUUCAAAAGCAAAGCACUCACUUCCCACUGCCUAUAGAACUGUCAGGCAUUCAAGACUCACAGCAUCCACAGGGACACUGAGCAUGGAGCCGAGUCUGAGCAGCUCAUCAAUGGCAGCAGCAACAGAGCGGGAAAAUUAUCAGGCAACUUCGACAACGAAAAGAUUUGACUGCUGGAGCUCUUUUGAGGGAAAUCCUGGUAAAAUGUCAAGGUCACGGUCAAGGUCACCUAGGAGAAGGGCACACACACCAGAAAGGCGGAGAGAUGAAAGAAGUGUUCCAACAGCUUAUCGCAUUAGUAAUAGUCCUGGCAAUAGUAGGAAACGCCCACGUUCCAAAAGUCCCCACGAAAAGAAGAAGAAGAGGCGGUCUAGAUCACGUACCAAGUCCAAAGCUAGGUCUCCUUCACCAUCCAUGUCACCAGGCAAACCAUCCACACACAAAAAUUCUGUACAUUCAACUAGUGUCUCUCCUGUGGAGAGCAGGGAAUCCAGCCAGGAACGCUCCAGGGGAGUUUCUCAGGAAAAAGAUGGCCAAAUCUCUUCAGCAAUUGUGUCUUCAGUGCAGAGUAAAAUCACUCAGGAUCUUAUGGCCAAAGUGAGAGCAAUGCUUGCAGCUUCCAAAAACAUACAAACUAGUGCCUCCUGAGACCUGUUGAACUGACCAUCAAGAAAUUGUGUGAAAAAGAACAGUAUAAAAAAACUGCCUCAUCUCAAAUGUACAGCUGAGCUUAGCUCACUUGGUUCACAACUCGUCUAAUAUUACCAGAACUCGAGGAGCUAAAACCUAUCUUUCUGUACAGAAGCGUCUCCUUGAAAUUUCAUUAAACUUUUUCAGCCAGAAUAUCUUUGGAAAGUUUUUGGUUUUUGUAAAUUGAUUUUUUGACUAAUUCUUCAGUAACAUUUUAUGAUCAGCGGUCUAUAUGUGUAUAUUUGUAAAUACCAUGUUUCUGUGAAAGCAGUAUUACACAAUAAUAAAGAAGGAAACAUCUUUCAUUAGCUA